Durio zibethinus is the source of this 3618-nucleotide messenger RNA. RefSeq names its product G-type lectin S-receptor-like serine/threonine-protein kinase SD2-5. Gene Ontology annotation, molecular function: ATP binding; protein serine/threonine kinase activity. Gene Ontology annotation, biological process: recognition of pollen; protein phosphorylation. The record is from RefSeq and is a predicted model, not a curated record. NCBI's taxonomy places the organism in Eukaryota, Viridiplantae, Streptophyta, Magnoliopsida, Malvales, Malvaceae.
UAUAAGACUGAGUCUCCCUUUCUCGAAUGUGAAAACAGUUGCAGAUCUACAGUAGCCCCUUCAAGACGUAAUUCAUGCUAGCUGUGUGGAUAGUGCCUUAAUUUGAGCUUGUCAACAAGUAGUUUAUUUGAAAAGGUGUAAGUCCGAGGACAAACAGCUUGGACUUGAAACUUAAAUUUGUGGCCACAAGGUUUUGUUUGCCGUGAAUCUUCCUUUAAACUUCUGGCAAUGAAAAUUCCUGUGUUCUUAAACUUACGUUUACAGAAAGCUGGAUUGAAAGAAGAUGCAAACGCCGAUGGAAAUUCUCCUAGUCAAACUGACUUGUCUAAUUAAGACCAUACAAUCGAUUAAACCUUUUGAAUCAGUCUUUCAGUUGAAAUUGGAGAUCAAAAACCCCAAUAAAAAGACGGGUAUAUGUCCCAAUUGCAAUUCCUUUUCAUGAUUAAUGCGUCACCGAAAUUUUUACUCUAGCUGGGACCCUGCUCAUUUCUUUCGUUCUACCAAUUUCCUUCAAGUACUUGAAUAUUUCCGUGUUAAAUGACAAACAUUCGAUCGAUAAUUAGCUACUUAAAAGUGUGCCUGUGAAAAACUGAUGAAAUUUUUGUAUCCAGAAAAAUAGAGAAGCAGCGGAAGUGUGAGCUGAUCUGUGUCAGGCAUGGGUACCUUUCAGCACUUUGCCAGGAGUUUUAGAUGAGACAAGCCUUUGGAAAAUAAACCUUCUUUCAUAGUUUUACCAAGGCCCAAGACCCAUGGCCUCCGCUUUUCUCUCCAGCUCGGCCUAAACUUGAGCUGAUGAUCUCAUGUUUGCAAGAAAAUACUAUGGCUGUGACAUGUUUAAUUCAACUUAUUCUGUCCUUGAUUAAUUUUCCUUUCUUCCUCCAUGCAGUUGAAACUGAAUAUGCCUCUGCUGAACUCCCAAGCACCUGGAUAAACAAUGAUUUCAUAUCAAGAGGAAGUGUAGACUUUGUUGACGGUUCAACUAUUAGAUCUAUACUUCUCAAUACCGGCAAUCCAGCAAAUUUCCCAGCUUUCGGAUGUGGUUUUUACGGUCGUAGAGCCACGAAUGCCUUCUAUUUUGCUGUUUUUGCUGUCGAAGCAACAAGUGAUUCUGCAAUUAUUCAGUCAGGUUCCCCACAAAUACUUUGGAUAGCCAACAGAGACGAUCCUGUCACGGAGAAUGCCACGCUUGAGUUCAAGGAAGAUGGAAAUUUGGUGCUAUCUGAUGCUGAUGGUAUGUUUGUAUGGUCCUCGAAUACAUCAAACAGUUCAGUUAAUUAUAUGAACAUAACUGGAAAUGGGACUCUUAAGCUUGUUUAUUCCGAAACGGGUUCUUUUAGCAUCCCCAUUUGGCAAUCUUUGGAUUACCCCAUAGAUACAUGGCUCCCAAAUCAAAGAAUACGGCAAGGGCAAAAGCUGAUCGCCAGUGUCUCGGCAUCAAAUUGGACGCCGGGUCAAUUUUACUUGUCCUUUGCAAAUGAGAAGCUAUAUGCUUUUAUUCAGUCUAGUCCCCCACAGACAUACCAUGAAGUCUUUGCUGAAGGUGAAGAAUCUAAGCAAUUUAAGACUGGAAGGCUCGAACUUGAAUAUACAAGUCAGACAAUUGCAGCUCGUUACACCCCUGACACAGAAAAUUUUCAGUUUCUGAGGUUAGAUACAGAUGGUCAUUUGAGAGCCUACCAAUGGUUUAAAGGAAACGCAUCGGCAGUUGCUGACAUCUUGACAGACAAGCAUGGCAAAUGUGCAUAUCCGACGGUUUGUGGAAACUAUGGGAUAUGCACAAAAGAACAAUGUAGUUGUCCUGUAGGAAAUAAUGGAGACACUAGCUAUUUCAUGAACUCCAGUACUGGAUGCAGAAGAGUCACCCCCCUGUUCUGCCAAUCAAGUCAUCUUCACUCAUUUAUAGAGCUUCCUAACGUUUCUUAUUUUGGUUUUGUGGCAGCUAUUCUCGACACAAGCAUUGAGAGUUGCAAACAAGCUUGUUUAAGGAAUUGUUCUUGCAAAGCAGCUUUGUUUCACUACAAUUCUAAGAACAUGAGUGGCAACUGCUCCUUACCAUCUCAAAUUUUUUCAUUGAUGAGCACCUCACCAGUAUUAUUUCCUUACAACUCUACAUCCUUCAUAAAGGUGCAGAGAUCAACAUUGGUUCUAUCAGGCCCUCCAUCACCACCAAGUCCACCGAGUUCAACAUUGUAUCUAUCAAGCCCUCCAUCACCAAGUCCACCGAGUUCAUCCUUCAUAAAGGUGCAGAUAUCACCAUUGGUUCUAUCAAGCCCUCCAUCACCAAGUCCACCCCCUCCACCACCAAGUCCACCCCCUCCACCACCAAGUCCACCGAGUUCAACAUCAUAUAUAACAACCCCUCCAUCACCAAGUCCACCGAGAUCAACAUUGUUUCCAUCAAGCCCUCCAUCGCUAAGUCCACCCUUGGUUCGAUCUCCAAGUCCACCAUCGGCAAAAAAGAAAUCAAUUCGGAUUGAACUAAUCAUUGUACUUGUAGUUGCAGCUUUGAUAGUCACAUUUAUCCUAAUUUUGGCAUGUGUUCGCAUCCUAAGAAAGCGGGGGUCUAGAAAGAAAGAAGGAAGGAAGAAAACUGAAGAUGACUGGGAGAAGUCAUUGAAUCUUGUAACAUAUUUGCCAACAAGAUUCCAUUAUGAAGAUCUCAAGUCUGCAACAGAAAAUUUCAAUAAAAGGAUUGGGGGAGGAGGAUUUGGAUCAGUGUUUGAAGGGACUUUGCGUGAUGGUACAAAAAUUGCAGUAAAGCGCUUGGAUCGUGUAGGUCAAGGUAGGAAAGAGUUUUUAGCAGAGGUGAAGACAAUAGGCAGCAUACAUCAUGUCAACUUGGUGAGAUUAAUAGGCUUUUGCAUUGAAAGUUCAAACACGUUGUUGGUUUAUGAGCAUAUGACUAAUGGUUCGUUGGAUGAGUGGAUCUUCAACAAAAGCUCAACUACAACACCUAAAUGGGAAAUCAGGAAAAAGAUCAUCCUUGAUAUUGCCAAGGGACUAGCAUAUCUUCAUGAGGAUUGUCAAAUGAGAAUAGCUCAUUUAGAUGUUAAGCCUGAAAACAUUCUCCUAGAUGACAGCUUUAAUGCCAAGUUAUCAGAUUUUGGUUUGGCAAGGCCAAUUGACAGGAGCCAAAGCCAUGUUAUAACUCAAAUGCGAGGAACAAGAGGUUAUCUAGCCCCUGAAUGGUUAACCGGAAGGAUAACAGAAAAGGUAGAUGUGUACAGCUUUGGUGUUGUCAUAUUAGAAGUUGUUUGUGGAAGAAGAAAUCUGGAUUUCUCUCGGCCUGAUGAAGAUGACUAUUUACUUUUGCCCAUACUGAAACAAAAGGCAGAACAAAAUCAACUUUUCGACAUGGUCAAUCAUUGUAUCGAAGGCAUUCGGCAAAAUGCAGAAGAAGCUGUCAAGAUGAUAAGGAUUGCCAUUUGGUGCCUGCAAAGUGAUUAUAACAGAAGGCCUUCAAUGUCCAUGGUAUGCAAGGUUUUGGAAGGUCUACUGACCAUGGAACCUGUUUCUGAUUAUAGCUUUUUGACAUCAACGGUAGUUGAAGCUCCAGCAGAAGUUAUCAUGGUACCUUCAAGUCCACAGCCAGCAUCUGUUCUAUCAGGACCCAGGUGA